Bradysia coprophila is the source of this 995-nucleotide messenger RNA. RefSeq lists its product as uncharacterized. Gene Ontology annotation, biological process: regulation of DNA-templated transcription. Gene Ontology annotation, molecular function: DNA-binding transcription factor activity. Lineage: Eukaryota; Metazoa; Arthropoda; Insecta; Diptera; Sciaridae. The record is from RefSeq and is a predicted model, not a curated record.
GACAACAGACGUUUCAAACAAUUCUUACAAAUUCAUUAAAAAGAAGAUUGAAGAAAAAAAUUAUUUUUUUUAUCAACAGACUAAACGACAGCAAAAAGAGUGAACCAAUUAAUUUAAACCGACAUCGAAUCGCAGAGCCAACAACAUGAAUCGAGAAGCCAAUAACGAGAAUCAAGGAGCCAAUAAUAUGAAUCACUUAACAAAUCAAGGAAGCAGCAACGACGCUAUUAUUGGAACGGCGCAAAGUGGACCACCAGAUGCGUUGGAAAUCACCGAAAAAAUGUCGAAUAAAAGCGAACACAACAGUAUAAGAAAAUUCGAAAUGGACGGAAUAUGUUGCAUGUUGAUGAGUGGUGGUGCGCUAAUAACUCCCCCCCAGAUGAUGGAAGAUGAUGGUGAGAUCGAGAAGUUGAAACAUAGAGUCUAUAAGGCGCUUCAGACUCAGUUUGUCGUAGAGGAUAGGGAACAGUUCAAGAUGGUGAAGACCGCGAGAGAGACCGUUGAGCAGUAUAAGGAACGCAAACUGAGCGAAAUGCGUGAAGCCGGGGAUGGACAACUAAUUGGAAGUAAUCCAAACAUGAGACGUAACAUUCGAGGUUCUAAUGCGCCGGAGGCAACAGCUUCUGAAGAACUGAGGAAGUACACAGAAAAUCGGAUGAAAAACAAUGUUAGUGCCAAGAAGUCGAGAGAUAAGAGGAAGCUUCGUGAUAUCGUAAAUGGUUUUACAAUUAAAUAUUAUCGUGAAGACUCUGAGGCGCGUCAAAACGAGAUGCGAGACGUGGAUGCUAUGAUAAGGAAGAAAAAAAUGGAGUUGAUUUUAAAGGCAGCGCGCAUAAUGGAGGCCGUGCGCGUCCCUUGCUAGUAAGUAGUGGGCAGCUAUUUUAUUUAAAAAAAAAACUAAAAUUAAAUGGUAAGUAUUAUUGAAUGUACUGGAUCCGAGGGGGAACUCACUGCUCAAAAUAUCGCCUUCGGCUCUGUCUGGAAACCUCUCACGC